AAGAACGUGCUGAUGAGUUAUAAUACGAGGGUAUAUCGAAUAACGUGCGAUACUUCUGACAGUAUUAACUGCUAAAUCCCGUUAUAUUCCCGUUAACUUCUACCACGUGGUGUUUGACGCGCCAAAAAGGAUAACGCACGUGCCGUUUGGCGCCCACUCGUAGGUAGUAAAUGUGGUUUUGUUCAAGGUUGGCUGUUUAUAUAUUAUAAAUACAAGGGUUUUUAUAUGAUAUCUCAGUGUAGAGAGCGAGUGGACUAGUAAGCAUGUAUGAGAUCAACUCGAGAUCUCUCUCGCUAAACUAAAUUCAACAUUGAGUGCUACAAUCCUGCCGUGUGUGUAUAAAAAGGCUAGUAUGUGUAGCUUGUUGGAAAUCCAUGGAAUAUCAUGCCACAAAUAUAGCACAUAGUCUGCGAACACCACGCUUUAUGGAGACGAAUUGUUUUGACUUGCUAGACUGACAGCUAGGAGACCCACAUGCCGUAACCUGGAUUCGAUGUUUACAUUUUUGAAAGUGGGCGGGGUAUUUAGUAUUAGGUAAAACCGCGACCUAGCUGUAUUUAUAUAUAUAUAUAUAUCUAUACAUGAAACGUGUUGAACGGUGUGAUACACUGUAAGUUUCAACCGUCGAGUUUUGCAAUUAUUGAUUGCAUUAUAAGCGGCGAGGAAGUGUUCACAGAAACGUAGCCUAUUUGGCUGAUAUCGCCUAUCCAGUUAAAAUACGCUACUGUUGUAGUAGUUGAAUAUUACACACGUGUUGUCAUUUCUCAGUCAUUCGUCAAACUGGAUUCCAACCGAGAAACACUUCCUUCUGUUGGCCCCAGACCUACCCAGAGACCGGCGACAUGGGCAAGACGUAAACGUAGUCACGGAAAGAUGUUGACAACACCACCCCCGGGAGAGGGGGAGACGGAUCUACCCCCCGAAGUUCGAGAGGAGUAUGAAGGAAUGGAAAAAUGGUUAGACGAACAUCCGGAAUAUGUUCAUGAUUAUUUUGCUAGGAAAGCGCAACAGAGUAUGGUGGACGGAUGGUUGAUUUCUCAUGCGAUAUCGUCGUCCGGUCUUCAGUCGGACCCUAGUUUGACAUCGUCCAGCAGUUCCAACUCUAAACCCAGUUCGGGGGCUAACACCCCAGUGAGAAAAAUAUCGGCCCAGGAAUUCGACAAGGGAGGGAUUCUAAAACCAAUUAUUUCAACCGUUGACGGUACCCCGACUUUUUUAGAUCCGAUACCAUCGAAUUCCGGUCAAACGAAAUCCCAUCGUAAGUCAAAAAGCGAAUUAAAGGCACUGGAUGAGAAGGAACUCAUGUAUGAAUUAGUGAUUGAUAUUUGCAACGAUUUAGAUCUACGGAGUCUUUGUUACAAAAUCCUUUUAAAUCUGUCAAUUGUGCUUAAUGCAGAUAGGUGUUCUUUGUUUCUUGUCCAAGGGAAAGGGACGAAUGAAAAAUGGCUAGUGUCGCAACUUUUUGACGUUAGCUGUGAUUCGACUUACGAAGAAAUUUGUGAGCGUGAGGAGGAGAUUAGGAUACCGAUGGGGACGGGGAUCGCUGGUUAUGUGGCGCAAACAGGAGAGGUAGUCAAUAUCCCAGAUGCCUAUCAGGAUGUGAGAUUUAACGCUCAGGUUGAUUUAAAGAUGGGUUAUAAAACACGAAGUAUAUUAAGUAUGCCGUUAAAAGAUCGGGAUGGUGUUGUGAUAGGUGUUGCCCAGGCGAUCAAUAAAAUCAGUCCAGCUCAUGAACCUUUUGAUGAACAUGAUGAAAAGGUGUUUGGUUCCUACCUCGCAUUUUGUGGAAUAGGUGUAAAAAAUGCUCAACUAUACGAACGUUCUCAAUUAGAAAACCGACGAAAUCAGGUAUUAUUAGAUCUAGCGAGAGUGAUAUUCGAAGAACAGAGUAACGUAGCUAAUUUAAUACACAAAAUAAUGAUGCAUACUUUAUCACUGUUACAAUGUGAACGAUGUCAGGUAUUGCUCGUUGAUGAUACAAUACAGGUACUU
Patella vulgata (common limpet) is the source of this 1992-nucleotide messenger RNA. Its product is annotated as dual 3',5'-cyclic-AMP and -GMP phosphodiesterase 11. NCBI's taxonomy places the organism in Eukaryota, Metazoa, Mollusca, Gastropoda, Patellidae. The annotation marks the transcript as partial. Gene Ontology annotation, molecular function: protein binding. The transcript has 4 exons. The record is from RefSeq and is a predicted model, not a curated record.